AUGUCUCCUUCCGCAAACAUCGUCAAGAAGUCCUACAGCAUCGCCUCAAUCCCUGCUGAUGGCAUCGGUCCUGAGGUCAUUUCAGCUGGUGUUGAGGUUCUGGAUGCUCUAGCCGAGACACUUCAAACCUUUGAUCUUGACUUCACUCACUAUGACUGGAGUUCAGAUACCUACAAGAAGACGGGAAAGUAUAUUCCUGACGGCGGUCUUGAGCAGCUCAAGAAGCACGAUGCCAUUCUCUUCGGCGCAGUAGGCGCUCCUGAUGUCCCUGAUCACAUCUCCCUCUGGGGUCUUCGUCUGGCAAUAUGCCAGCCUUUCCAGCAGUACGCCAACGUGCGACCAACACGCAUAAUGCGCGGAACCCAGUCACCCCUACGAAACUGCAAAACCGGUGAUCUCGACUGGGUCAUCAUCCGUGAAAACAGCGAGGGCGAAUACGCCGGCCAGGGAGGUCGCUCUCACCGCGGUCAUGCUUGGGAGGUAGCCACUGAAGUUGCCAUCUUUACCCGCCACGCUGUUAGCAGACUUAUGCGUUUUGCCUUUGAGAUUGCGCAGAAGCGACCAAGAAAGCAUCUCACUGUUGUUACAAAGAGCAAUGCUCAGCGAAAUGGUAUGGUCCUCUGGGAUGAGGUUGCUGCGGAUGUUGCGAAGGAGUUUCCUGAUGUGACGGUGGAGAAAAUGUUGGUGGAUGCUAUGACUACCAAGAUGGUUCUCAAGCCUGAGAGUAUUGAUACUAUUGUUGCGAGUAACUUGCAUGCGGACAUUCUCUCCGAUUUGGCCGCCGCUCUCGCCGGCUCUAUUGGUAUCGCACCCACCAGCAAUCUCGAUCCCAGCCGCGAGAACCCCUCCAUGUUCGAGCCCAUCCACGGCUCUGCCUUUGACAUCACCGGCAAGGGCGUCGCCAAUCCCGUGGCGACCUUCUGGACAGCAGCUGAGAUGCUUGCCUGGCUUGGUGAAGAAGAGGCAUCUACCAAGUUAAUGGAGUGUGUGGAAAACGUGACGGCCUCGGGAGUUCUUACGCAGGAUCUUGGUGGUAAGGCGACGACUAAGGAGGUCACUGCCGCGGUGGUGGAGGAGAUCAAGAGUUUGAAUAAGGCCUCCAAGUAG
Fusarium sp. VM40 is the source of this 1107-nucleotide messenger RNA. The record is from the annotation of a GenBank genome assembly. NCBI's taxonomy places the organism in Eukaryota, Fungi, Ascomycota, Sordariomycetes, Hypocreales, Nectriaceae.